AAACGUUCAUCACCAUUUUGUAAAAUGGUACAACGAGAGGCAGUAGUCAUAAGGAACGCCGUAAAGCGUUAUGGGAAAGAGUUGGUGUUCAAUGGCCUGAAUAUGACUGUUUCAAGAGGUUCCAUAUACGGAUUGUUGGGAUCUAGUGGAUGUGGCAAGACCACACUAUUGUCCUGCAUCGUCGGGAUUCGAUAUCUUGAUAGCGGAGAAGUAUGGGUCUUGGGAGGAAAUCCGGAUACCAAGGACUCUGGCAUCCCUGGACCUCGAGUAGGUUAUAUGCCGCAAGAGAUUUCCUUGGUUGGAGAGUUUUCCGUGAGCGGUGCCUUCUAUUAUUUCGGUAGAAUUAAUGGGCUCGACGAUGAGGAGAUCGAGACGAGACAGAGAUUCUUCUCGGAGUUGCUUCAACUACCCCCAGCAAAUCGCUUAGUGAAGAACAUAAGUGGAGGUCAACAAAGAAAAGUUUCUCUUGCUGUUGCAUUAAUUCACAAACCCAAACUUCUAAUUCUCGACGAACCCACUGUGGGCUUGGAUCCAAUUUUGAGGGAGAAAAUUUGGGCCUACAUGAUCCAAAUCACGCAGGAGGAAAAUAUCACAGUGCUGAUCACAACACACUACAUUGAAGAAACUAAAGAUGCUAAUAAAAUUGGUUUGAUUAGAUGUGGUAAAUUGUUAGCGGAAUCAGCACCACAGGAAUUGCUGGAGCAAUUUCAAAGCUCGUCUUUGGAAGAAACUUUUCUGAAACUAUGUAAUGUCCAAAAUAACACAAUCACUUUAAAUGAAGUUCAAGAAGGGGAAGACACCAGUAAUAUCUUGUAUAAAGAUCAAAAUCAAUGUGAAUUAACAAAAGUAAUGUCAGAGUACGAAGCGGUUUCGGUACGUCAAGUUUCGCGAUUGAGAAGAUUCAAAGCUCUAUUAGUAAAGAAUAGCAUCCAAUUUUUGCGUUAUUAUGCAGGAGUAAUUUUCGCAGUAGUAUUUCCAAUACUUCAAAUUGGCACAUUUAUUAUAGCAAUUGGUAAUAAUCCGAAAAAUUUGAAGAUUGGCGUCGUCAACGAUGAAGUCAAUAACUGCAGUUCGGAUAGCAACUUUGGCAAUGUUUGGAAUGACGAAAUCACUUGUCAUUUUGACAACCUCAGUUGUAGAUUUUUACAUAAUUUUGAUAGUUCUAUCGCGAUACAGGAGUAUUAUGACGACUUUUCCGAAGCGAAACAGGCUGUACAAAAUGCGAAGCUCAGUGGUUUGAUAUAUUUUAGUCAUAACUUCUCCAAAGCUUUGCUUGAUCGAGUGGAAGAAGCCGCUUCCGCGAAAGAUUCCGAUUUACUCGCCAGUCAAAUUCAAAUUUUCCUCGAUAUGGGCGAUAUGCAAAUUGGACUUUAUAUACAGAAGAAAUUAUUCAAUCGUUUCUUAGAUGCUUAUGAAGAUAUCAUGAGAGACUGCAAAUAUUCGCCAAAAUUGGCCAAUCUACCUAUCCGAUUUGAAGAACCUAUUUAUGGUACGACCGACUUCAAGUAUACAGAUUACAUGAUACCAACUUACAUACUACUUAGCUUCUUCUUAGCCGCUACAGUUUCUAUCACUUUAAUAAUUACAGAUCGAAUGGAGGGUGUCUGGGAUCGAAGUGUAGUUCAAGGGAUCAGAACAGAAGAAAUUCUGCUGUCUCACAUUCUUAUUCAGAGCGUCAUCAUUAUCAUCCAUACAAUUACGAUAAUGCUCUUAAUAUUUCCUAUAUGGGGCCUAGAAUGUAAAGGAUCGAUAUUUACUGUAAUGGUCUCCACAUUUUUCUCGGGUUUUUGCGGAUUAAUGUACGGUUUUAUUAUCUCUGUUACAUGCAAAAAUCUCAUUGUAGCGCAUUACAGUGCAGCCGGAAGUUUUUUCCUGUUAAUAUUCCUCAACGGAUCUAUGUGGCCAAUAGAGGGAAUGCCAAAAAUGCUUCGCUGGUUUAGCUACGCAUUGCCAACUACUUUGCCCUCUAUAUCAUUGAGAGAAAUCAUCUACAAGGGAUAUUCCAUAUCUAAGCCACAAAUUUAUAUUGGCUUAUUAAUAAGUAUAGGGUGGUCAUUAUUGUUUCUUAUUAUAUCUAUAUUCCGUGUAAAAUUGAAGUCGUUGUGA
Messenger RNA from Atta colombica, 2106 nucleotides. RefSeq names its product ABC transporter G family member 20-like. Gene Ontology annotation, molecular function: ATP binding; ABC-type transporter activity; ATP hydrolysis activity. The record is from RefSeq and is a predicted model, not a curated record. Lineage: Eukaryota; Metazoa; Arthropoda; Insecta; Hymenoptera; Formicidae. Gene Ontology annotation, cellular component: membrane.